Molecule: messenger RNA, 987 nt
Organism: Brugia pahangi
Lineage: Eukaryota; Metazoa; Nematoda; Chromadorea; Rhabditida; Onchocercidae
Source: the annotation of a GenBank genome assembly
AUGCCCAUAGCAACAGAAAAUCACUUCUUGAAUAUGCAAAGCAUAGUAGACUUAGACGGCAAAUCAUCAACAGCUUCACCCAAAGUUCAAGCAUUCAAUCCGUCAAAUAACGAGAAUUGUGAUGAGAUGGCAGUACCACGUAUACUUUCUGGUAAAAUUCUUUGUAACGGUUGUGGUUUCGAGAUUAAAGAGAAGUAUAUGGUAAAGGUAGAUGAUAAUUGCUGGCAUGAGAACUGUUUGAUCUGUCGUACCUGCCAGAUUCCGCUUAGCGGUUCAACAUGUUAUUCACGUAGCGGGCAAUUAUACUGUAAAGAGGACUACAUAGUGCUUUUUGGUGUGAAAUGUAUGCGAUGUGGUUUACCAGUUCGGUCUACAGAUUAUGUCUAUCGAGUGUUUGCAAGCAUUUACCACCUUCACUGUUUUAAAUGUUUUUGUUGUGGUCAUUUGUUUAAAAAAGGUGACCACUACGUACUAGUGGAUGGACAAAUCAUUUGCAGACCUGACUACGAACAUUUGUUGUGUCAACCGCCGAUAUGUCAAUCCCACUUAUACUUCGAUCAAAAUGAUUCGAAUCGAAAGACACCGAAAAGGCCAAGAACGAUCUUAAACACUCAGCAGCGAAAAGCUUUCAAGUUAGCUUUCGAAAAGACAUCAAAACCAUGUCGAAAGGUACGUGAACAACUAGCAAAGGAAACAAAUUUAAGCGUUCGAGUUGUCCAAGUUUGGUUUCAAAAUCAACGUGCCAAAAUGAAGAAAAUUCAGCGGAAACAGGAAGUAUCAGAAGCAAACGAAACAGCUUGUUCAGAAAUUGAUAUUAAAUCCAACGAUGAACUAAAAUCUAACUGCGAUUCUGCUGACGAGUUGGAUUCUGAAAAUGAUGAUGUUGAGGUCGACGACGUAGGAAGAAGCGGUGAGGAAAGAGGGAAAGAGUCGAGUAAUCCGAUCGCGCAACUAUUCCAUAUGCAUGCUACAUACUUCCUAGCAUGA